Molecule: messenger RNA, 1266 nt
Organism: Zasmidium cellare ATCC 36951
Lineage: Eukaryota; Fungi; Ascomycota; Dothideomycetes; Mycosphaerellales; Mycosphaerellaceae
Exons: 3
Coding region: 1-1266 (421 amino acids)
Source: RefSeq, a predicted model, not a curated record
AUGGUACGACUGGUUGUUCUGGACGACAAUGGCGAUCCAGACACCGCGACUGGCCCUCCAACCCCGCUACAACGACGACCAAAGGAGAGCAGUCCGCCGCUUGACGACAGGUCGAACCCAAACCUAGAGAAUGGGUUCUCUAAGGCGCUUUCGUGUUACCCCAUCGUCUCUCUCCUGGCAAGCUACCUGGACCUCAACACCCUCUCAGAGCUGUCAGCAACAUGUCGCCAAGUGCGCGCAAACCUGAUGCAGCACAGAAAACUGCUCAUCAACCAAACCCUCCGCUGCAUCAACGAGAACACCAAACCCGCUGAACGUCUAGGCAAUGCGUUACACGCUAGCCACGCCGUCUGCACAGCCUAUGGCCAAAACGGUGUCAAAAUCGGCCGCAUCACCAGCGGCAAAGUCGGCGCCUGCGCUCGAGACAUGGUCUCCGACUGUCGUGCGUGUGGCAAGAUUAUCUGCAGAAACUGUGUCGUCAAGGCACCCCCGACAACCCUCCUCAGUCUCCGCCACCGCCGCCUCUGCCGCACAUGCAUGAAAUCGCCCCUCGACGGCCUCACGACCGUCGUGCGCGCCGUCGGCGAAGACGGGACUCCCUCAAGGCGAGUAGUUUGCAACCCCCGCCUGCGCAGCUGCGGAGUCGUCCUGACGUUCUGUAGAGGAGACGUCGAACCCCCGAGUCUGUUCGACGAGACCCGUACGUAUUCGCGCGAGAAGUGUACUUGCGCGGAGAUUGUGUGGAUCUGUCAGCCCUGUGGGCAGACGAUGCGGACUGACGAUACGACGUACGUGAGGGGGUGGAAGUGGCGGACGAGGUACAGUCACUGCGGGGGCAUGGGAGCGGGAUUAGGCGAGGGAAACGAAGGCGUAGAAUGCGGCCGAACGCGAGACUGUCUCGCGGCGAGGAUGGUCGAGAAGGACGUCGAAUGCUGCGCGGAGGAACUCGCCGCCAUGCAAAUGGAGAUGGCCCAAGCCGAAGGUCAAGGUAGGCACUGGAACGGCUCGUCGUACUCCACGCAGGAAGUCGUUGGGAUCGGCGGCAAGGUCAAGACGAAAGUCAAGAAGAGAGUGCCCGUAGGUGCAAUCGUGAAGGAGUAUGAGGAUGAGCGGGUGUCGGAGCAGUUUCUGGGCCGCGAGCAGAGCGGUGCGAAUCGCAGCUGGUGUUCGUGGUGUUCGAGGGUGGUGGCGAGUAAGAAGGAUUUGGAUGGGGCGAUGAGGAGUACGGAUAGUAUUGCUUCGUCGAGCUCCGUCGGGUCGGUUUGA